AGGUAGAAAUCCCCAUAAGAUGAAUCCAAAAGGAGAUUAAGAGGAAAUUAGAAAUACCCACGGGAAAUCGAAGAAGAAAUCGAAAAGUAAAUUGAAGGAGGAAAUUGUUUGAGACGAGGCACUGGUGGGGUAGUCAGGAAGUGAAAGAAAGGAAUGAGGAGACACGGUAUGUUAUUCAGGUCCAACUCAAAACAGGCGCUAUGUUAUUCAACUUGGGUGGCCCAAAAGGUCGAGAGAGACACGGUGCUUGAAGAUAGUGUUCUAGAUGGUGUCUAUAUUUCAACUCCCAUAUAUUAUGCCUACCCAACUGAAGUCCUGUGGCAUGAAAGAUCUUAGAUAAAUGCAGGGGUUAGCUUUUACAUUGUUGGUAGAGACCCUGCUAGUAUGGGCCAUUAACUCGAGAAAACAGAUUCACAUUAUGCUUGAUCAUGGAACAACGUAUGUAUUAAGCUCAGUUCUGGGACUUAAAUGACUAAAUAUUCUUCCUUUCAAGGUUGCUGCAUUUGAUAAGAAUAAGGGUCACUGACAUUAUUUAAUUCAACAAAGGAUUCAAAACUUCUUCAUAUUGGGCACCAAGGUACCUUCUCCACAUACUCCUGAGAUUCAUGUUGCUUCAAUGGUUGGAAAGUGCUUAUCGAAUGUUACAAUAAUAACUUAUUAAUCUUUGCAGCAUGUUGCAUAUUGACUUUUGAUAAUGCUUUUGAUUACAUUCAAGCAAAAAUUAAACAUGUUGAGCUAUU
This is a messenger RNA of Rubroshorea leprosula, 740 nucleotides long. The record is from the annotation of a GenBank genome assembly. NCBI's taxonomy places the organism in Eukaryota, Viridiplantae, Streptophyta, Magnoliopsida, Malvales, Dipterocarpaceae.